GGGGCCGGCCCGGCGCGCGCUCUGCGAGUCCGACCGGGCCCAAGACCCGGAACCGGGGUCGGCGGGACCUGAGAGCCCGUCCUGAGCGCCCCGGCGCGGCGGAGCCUCCGCUGUCCCCCGCGGGACCGGGGCCGUCCCGGUGCCGGGCGCCGCUUCCACGCCCUCCCCCUCGCCGUGUCCACCGCGGAGCCUCCGGGCCGGGCCUGACCCGCCGCCGGGCACGGGCAGCACCCCCGGCCCGCCCGGGGGCCGAGCCGCCCCGACCCCGCUCCGCUCCCCAGCCCGGCCCCUCCCGGCCCCGCGGCGAGCCCGGCCCAUGGCACCAUCUAGUGGCACCGCCCGGCCCGGGCGCCCCGGGCUGCGGGUCAGCGCUGGGUGCGGGUCAGCCCGGGCCGGUUCUCCCGGCCGGUCCCUUCGCGCCAGCGCGUCCCGGUCCCCGGGGGACAAUCGUGUCCCGGGCGGGGGAAGCCGGCGCGGCGGUGCCGCCCAGCCCUGGGUGCAGGCGGCCGUAAUGAUGCUGCUCGGCCGCGUCCCCGGCCCGCGGGGCUCCCGCCGCGGCCCUGCGCACAACGGCAGCCGGGGGCCCGGGGAGGAACAGCAGUCGCCUGGCCGGGAGCAGCCCCGGGCUCCCAGAGGGGCUGCGCUGAGCAGGAGCCACUCGCUGCCGCUCUGAGGAGCGGAGGGGACAGCGAUGGCUCCAGCUCCGGGCUGGCCGGUGCUGGCCGGGGGGCUCCGGGGGAGCUGGUGUCCCCACGCCGCGCCACCGCAGGGUCAGGACAGCCCGUGGCAGCAGCACCCACCCCGGCUGGAAGUGGCAGCCUGGACAGAGAGCCGAGACGUGGAGCUGAUUUCGGUCACCGUGGGAAAGCCACCCUGCUGCAAGAGGAAUGACGGGGGACUGGUCCUCAGGCAGCGUCUGGCCCACAAAGGGUUAAGCAAGGCACCCUGGAGUGACACCACUGCCACCAGCCCGGGAGCUCGGUGGCUCCUUCCUGGUCGGAUCGGAGGCUCGCCCGAAGUGGGGCUGAGGAAGGGGCCGGCGGCUGCACGGAGGAGCCGCAGCCGGUCUGUGCCCCCGGAUGCCGGGCAGGGGCUGCCACACGGGCCGGCUGCCGCGGCCACCGUCCCGCGCUUGCGCUGGCGGGUACCCAGCAUGGAGGAGAUGGUGAUCUGGGAGCAGCACACAGUGACGCUGAGCAAGGACCCUCAACGGGGCUUUGGCUUCGCUGUCUCUGGGGGCCGGGACCGUCCCAACAAGGUGACUGGGGACACAGCGGUGGUCGUUUCGGAUGUGGUGGCCGGGGGACCAGCAAUGGGGCGGCUCCAGAGGAAGGAUCACAUUGUGAUGGUGAACGGCCUCUCCAUGGAGAACGUCUCGUCCUCAUUUGCCAUCCAGACGCUUAAAACCUGCGGCAAGAUCGUCAACAUUACAGUUAAAAGACAGAAGAAGGUUCACCUCCCCGCCAGCAAGAGCAGCCCCAGGUCCCCGGCUGCGCCCCGGCGCUAUGAUUCGGAUGAGGACGAUGGGCUGCACAGUGCGGAUCCAGCCCUGCGCCGCUCCCGGGACGACCUGGACCACAGCCAGGGCUACGACGGGGACUCGUCCAGCGAGAGAAGCUCUGGCGACCACCACGGUGACGGCCGCCAGCACAAGCUGGUGUCCCGGAACCGGAGGCAAAGCCAGGACAGGAGCCACUGGCGGCAGAGCCCCGGCAGCGGCUCGGAUCACAGGGGCUACAGCCGGCACCGCUCUGCCAAUGGCUUCAGUGACGAAUGGGACACCAACGGCCUGGCCCUGGUGUCUGGCUUCAAGCGGCUGCCACACCAGAAUGUGCCCACAAAGCCCAUCACGUCGGUCCUGGUGAAGCAGAAGCAGAAUGAAGAGUAUGGCCUGAAGCUGGGGAGUCAGCUCUUCAUCAAGCACAUAGUGGAGAGUGGGCUGGCGGCAAGGGAUGGCUCCUUGCAGGAGGGAGACCUCAUCCUGAAGAUCAACGGGGUGCCCAGCGAGGACAUGUCCCUGGCUGACACCCAGCAGCUCAUCGAGCGCACGGAGGGGACCCUGACCCUGCUCGUCCUCCGCGACAACCGGCAGUUCCUGGUCAACAUUGCUGACAUAGACGACAGCCAGAGCGACAGCUCCCGGAUGGAUGACAUCUCCGACAUCAACUCUGAACGGUCCCACCCGCCAUCCCGUGAGGCCUCCCCGCCCCCUCCAGCUGCUGCCAGGAGGAGUUCACCGGAGGAGAGACGAACAAACAGGGACCCUGUGGCCAACACGAUUGUGGACAACGCUCGGGGCCCUGACCUGCUGGAAGCCGUGGAGGGGGCCAGUAGCCGCAGCCCCCACACCAGCCCCGCGGCCCGAGCUGCACACAGGGACGGGUACAGCGCCGACUCCAGGGUCGUGCACUUUGUGAAGGCCAAGAGCGCUGGGCUGCGCCUGGCUGGGGGGAACGACGUGGGCAUCUUCGUGUCGGGCGUGCAGGAGGGGAGCCCGGCUGAGAGCCAGGGCGUCCGGGAAGGGGACCAGAUCCUGCAGGUGAACGACACCAGUUUCCAGAACCUGACCCGCGAGGAGGCUGUGGAGUACCUGAUGAGCCUGCCGCCGGGCGAGGACAUCGUGCUGCGGACCCAGAGCAAGCAGGACAUUUACAGGAAGAUGAUCUCAUCCAACGUGGGUGACUCGUUCUACAUCCGGACACACUUUGACUUCGAGAAGGACACACCGUCGGGGCUCAGCUUUGUCCGCGGGGACGUCUUCCACGUGCUGGACACCAUGUACCGCGGCAGGCUGGGGAGCUGGCUGGCUGUGCGCAUGGGCAGGGACCUGCAGGAGCAGGACAAGGGCAUCAUCCCCAACCAGCGCAGGGCCGAGCAGAUCGCCAGCCUGGAGUCAGCGAUGAAAGCUACAUCUGGUGCCAACCCCUCCGGGGCACGGGCCGAGUUCUGGAAGCUGCGGGGCCUGCGGGGAGCCAAGAAAAUGCUGCGGAAGAGCCGCGAGGACCUGUCUGCCCUCACCAAGCAGGGCCACUACCCGCCCUAUGAGAGGGUGGUCCUGAAGGAAGCCAGCUUCAAGCGGCCGGUGGUGAUCCUGGGCCCCAUCGCAGACAUCGCCAUGCAGAAACUGAGCACGGAGCUGCCCGAGCUGUUUGAGAUCGCCCCGAGCGUCCCCCGCGAUGGGGCAUCUUCCAAGGUCAUCAAGUUGGACUCAGUGCGGCUGAUCGCAGAAAAGGACAAGCACGCCUUGCUGGACAUCACGCCCUCGGCUGUGGAGCGUCUCAACUACGUGCAGUACUACCCGGUGGUGGUGUUCUGCGAGCCUGAGAGCAGGCAGGGCAUCAAGGCCAUGCGGCAGUGGCUGGCGCCUGACUCCAGGAAGAGCUCCCGGCGCCUCUACGCCCAGGCCAGCAAGAUGAAGAAGCACUGCAGCCACCUCUUCACCGCCACCGUCAGCCUCAGCAGCAACGCCUGGUAUGAGGCCAUCAAGGACAUCAUCAGGACACAGCAGAGCCAGCCCGUCUGGACGGCGGUGGAGCAGGCAGAUCUGGCACGGGAGGACAGUCUGGAGCUGCUGAACCCGCCAAGUGCAGCAGCCUCGGGCUACCUGACCUGUGACAGUCGUGCCAACAGCGACUACGAGGACACGGACGGCGAGGCGGGCGCCUACACCGACGGCGAGACCGAGGACACGUGUGACCAGCCCGGGCUGGCCCGCUCCUCCGAGCCAGCGCAGGUGUCCCCGGGCCACGGCCUGAGCGAGCAGGCGCCCAAGCAGCAGCAGGAGCCCCGGCGGGGCCAGCGCCACGACAGCAUCAGGGAAUACGAGCACGACGCGGUGAGGAAGAGGUUCACGCGGGCCAGGGAUGACUCGGAUGAGGAUGAAGGCUAUGAGUGGGGCCCGGCUACAGACGUGUAACGGCACCGCUGGCCUCCUCCACAGCACCUUGGGCCAGUCCGGCCCCAGCCCCACGGGCCGGCCCAGGUGGUGCCACAGAGCAGCACACGGCCAGGCUGGGCCUCAUCCUGCUGCGCCCGCACCACCAACUGCCUUUUGGCCACAGCCUCUGCUGCUGGAAUAAAUGGAAUGUUUUGA
Molecule: messenger RNA, 4093 nt
Organism: Columba livia (rock pigeon)
Lineage: Eukaryota; Metazoa; Chordata; Aves; Columbiformes; Columbidae
Gene: TJP3
Product: tight junction protein 3
Exons: 21
Coding region: 692-3916 (1074 amino acids)
Biological process (GO): establishment of endothelial intestinal barrier; positive regulation of blood-brain barrier permeability; cell-cell junction organization
Cellular component (GO): plasma membrane; bicellular tight junction
Molecular function (GO): cell adhesion molecule binding
Source: RefSeq, a predicted model, not a curated record